UCCUCCUUCCCCAUUAGGAGAGCAAACACACGGAGCAGCGGGGGGCAGAGGGGACCGAGGGCUACAAAUAGGCAGAGCCCACCGGGUGCCCUCAGUGCCAGCACCGACAGAACCAUGCAGCUUUCCACGGUGAUUCUCUGCCUCCUCGCAGCGCUUCUGCCCGUCGGAUCCGCGCAUCUCUGGGCGUGGAUGUACGCUCUGCCCCAACACCCGCCCGAUAGAGCAGCGCUGGGAAGGAGCGCUGGGACGGGGGGGAGCGCGGAGGAGGUGACACCGUGCGGCCCCACGACCCCCUGUACCCACGGACACUUCUGCGAUGAGCACUUCGGGCUGUGCCUGCCCACCCGGCCCGCAGGGCAGUACUGCCGCCGGGACACACACUGCGCCCACGGGCUCCUCUGCACCUUUGGGAAGUGCCAGCAGCCCGUGCCCCACGGGCAGGAGGGAGCUCGGUGCCAGAGGGAUGAGGACUGCGGGCCGGGCGGCUGCUGUGCACGGAGACACGGUGAGAUGCUGUGCCAGCAGCGGCUGGAGCUGGGGCAGAGCUGCCAUGUGCCCCCCGGGGGUUUGGCCUUCAGCAUCAACCAGGUUUGCCCCUGCCAGGCUGGGCUGGUGUGCCGAGCAUCGCCUCCACCACGAGAGAAAGCGUUUGAAUAUUGGCCAGAGAAGAGCGAAUGGAGGUGCCGGCAGCCCUGAGCCAGCAGCGCUGUAUUUAUUCCAUGUAAAUAGAUGUACAGCCCCCAUAAAGCAGGACGUGUCCCCCCCCAGGAGCUGGGCAGGACCCGGCUGCUCUCAACCCCCCCCAGGGGAGGCUGCAGUCAUUGCAGAGCUGAGCUGUGCAUGGUCUCAGCCCCCCCCCCUUAAUGAUGGACCCCCCCCCCAAAUGAUGGACCCCCACCAGGCACAGCCAAGGGGAGAUCUCACUGAAUUGUUUAUUACAAAGAACCAAGCGAGCGGGGCGAGUCCCCCCCCCCCCAAACACACACACACACACAUUAAAGGAGAAUAAAUAAAUAAAAGACACUUUGUCGGGGGUCUUUAAAUAAACUUGGGGGGAUGACAUAAAUACGGGACGUCCCUCUGCCCUUCAGGAGGGCUGGGGGUUGUAAAGGGGGGUGGGGGGGGGCCCAGCUGCCCGGCCCUGGUGGGGUCAGCACCGGUGCAGGUGGGUCUCAAAGCACUUGGCAGGCAGUGACACCGAGUCCCCCCCCCCAGCAUUAAAGGGGAAACUGAGGCACACAACGGGCAGAGCUGGUUUGGCAGCGGCAGAGCUGAGAGCCCCGGAGCCCCCCCGGCCCGGGCUGGCAAGGCUGGUGGUGUGGGUAAGGCAGCAACACCAGGGCCCCCCCACCCCACAGCAUCGGUGAGAGGUGAGUCCAGCCCCACUGCAAGGGUUGGCCAUGGGGUGUUCCCACUGCAGUGCUGUGACCCCUAUAGGGGCAGAGGGAUAAGGGACACCCCAGGGUGGGCGCAGGUGAAGGCAGGGCCCUGGGGAGCUGAGGUGGGGGACAGACAGACAGACAGACAGACAGGCACACAGACACAGCUGGAUGGGGAAAGAGCAGAUGGGCACAGAAAGGGGGUGGCACAGAGGGGGUUGGCAGGGCUGGGGGGCAGGGCCUGGUGCUGCUCAGUGCGCCCCAUGGUCCCAGGAAAAGGGGGGGGGAGGGAGGGGUAAGCACAGGACCCCCCCCGGGACCUGCUGGGCACUGUGUCAGGCCAGGGCUGGGGCAGCUGUUAGCACGUGUUAGAAACACCCCCCCACCACCACCACCCAGAUUGGCUCAGAUUCACCCCCUAACACCAAAAACAGGCAAAGCCCACCCCCAUUCCAAUGCAAACACAUGCAAAGACCAUGCCCCCCCCCCCUCCCCACCCCAGGCAGGCAGCACCCAGUGGGGAUCCCAAAACCCUGCACACAUGGCACACGCAUGCACCCCCCCCACAGCUACAGGGCAGGCACUGGCUGGGGAGGGAACAGCAGGCAGAGAAACCCCCCCCCAAACACACACCAGCUCAGGGGUCCCCCUGCAGCAGGGUGGCAUAGAGCACCAUGAAGAAGCGGGUGCACCCUGGGGAGGGGGCUGCGGGCAGGCAGCAGGCAAAGGGCUGGGGAGGGAGGAGA
This is a messenger RNA of Coturnix japonica (Japanese quail), 2125 nucleotides long. Its product is annotated as dickkopf-related protein 3-like. The record is from RefSeq and is a predicted model, not a curated record. Gene Ontology annotation, molecular function: co-receptor binding; receptor antagonist activity. Lineage: Eukaryota; Metazoa; Chordata; Aves; Galliformes; Phasianidae. Gene Ontology annotation, cellular component: extracellular region. Gene Ontology annotation, biological process: negative regulation of canonical Wnt signaling pathway; multicellular organism development.